AAUGGAGGUGAUGAAGCCUUUGAUUGGAGAGGAGGGAAAUACUGAUGAGCUUUCUGAUGAAGAGCCCGGCAUCCAGAGACGUUACCACCCCGGCAAUGAGGAUGGUCUGACGUUCGUACAGACAUUGAUUCAUGUUUUGAAGGGUAACAUAGGCACGGGACUCCUUGGCCUUCCUCUGGCCAUAAAGAAUGCUGGUAUUCUGUUGGGGCCAGUGAGCCUAAUUUUUUUUGGAAUCAUCUCAAUUCAUUGUAUGAAUGUACUGGUACGCUGCAGUCAUUUUUUAUGUCAGAGGUACAAGAGGACAAAUUUGGGCUACAGUGAAACAGUUGGGCUGUCAUUGGAAGUGGGACCGGCGAAGUUCCUCCAGCAGUACGCCACCGUGGGGAAGAACGCAGUGGAUUUUGCCCUGGUGGCCACGCAGCUGGGGUUUUGCAGUGUUUACUUCGUCUUCCUCGCAGAAAACGUGAAACAAGUGUUUGAAGUUUAUAUUGAGAGUCCCUCUCAGCAUCCAGAAUCAGAAGGAAGGUGGAAUCUGGACCUACGAUUGUACAUGAUAUGUUUCCUGCCACUCAUCAUUCCAUUGGUUUUUAUACGGAAUCUGAAGAACUUAUCCAUCUGCUCAUUUCUAGCCAAUGUAUCCAUGGGUGUCAGUCUCGUCAUCAUUUAUCACUAUGUUCUCACGAAUCUUUCUGAUCCCCGUACUCUGCCUUUGACGUCCACUUGGAAGAAAUAUCCGCUAUUUUUUGGAACAGCAAUCUUCGCUUUUGAAGGCAUAGGAGUGGUUCUUCCCCUGGAAAACCAAAUGAGGGACAAGAAAGAGUUUUCUAAAGCUUUGAACAUUGGGAUGGCAAUAGUGACAGUUUUGUACAUCUCUCUGGCCACAGUGGGGUACCUGAGCUUUGGAGAGAAAAUCAAAGGUAGCAUCACUCUAAACCUUCCUCAAGAUUCCUGGGUCUACCAGCUAGUGAAGGCUCUGUAUUCCUUUGGGAUCUUUGUAACCUACGCCAUUCAGUACUACGUUCCUGCUGAAAUCAUCCUGCCCCUUGUUACAUCAAGAGUAUCCAAAAGGUGGAAGCUAGCUUGUGAACUUGCAGUGAGGACUCUGCUAGUCUGCGUAACCUGUGCCAUGGCGGUGUCUAUCCCGCGUCUUGAUUUGGUGAUCUCAUUCGUGGGAGCGGUGUGCAGCAGUUCAUUGGCGCUAAUCCUUCCGCCACUGAUUGAAAUUCUCACUUUCUACAAAGACAAUCUGAGCCCGCUCACAAUUAUGAAGGAUGUUUCCAUAGCGAUGAUUGGAUUUGUGGGUUUUAUUAUGGGGAGCUACGUAACAAUUGAGGAAAUUAUUUAUCCAACUCAUUUACCAUUGGCGAACGUCACAGAGAGUCCUUUACAAGAAAUUAACAGCACUUUCCUGGGUUCCCACUGAACCCUGUUGUUCCCAUUCCAUUCCUGUGCCUUCAACCUCAGAAGAGGACUAAGGAUAUGUGCACAUUGGUGUCUUCUGAUUAGAUUUUUGUUUUUGUAGAAAGG
Messenger RNA from Nanorana parkeri, 1527 nucleotides. It is a transcript of the gene SLC36A4, whose product is annotated as solute carrier family 36 member 4. Gene Ontology annotation, molecular function: L-proline transmembrane transporter activity; L-alanine transmembrane transporter activity. The transcript has 10 exons. Gene Ontology annotation, biological process: L-alanine transport; amino acid transmembrane transport. The record is from RefSeq and is a predicted model, not a curated record. The coding region runs from base 2 to 1423 and encodes 473 amino acids. Gene Ontology annotation, cellular component: vacuolar membrane. NCBI's taxonomy places the organism in Eukaryota, Metazoa, Chordata, Amphibia, Anura, Dicroglossidae.